AUACCCACCAGGGGAAUUCAUCCCCCCUGCUGCAGGAUUUGGGAAGGUGCUGCUGGCAGGGAGCUGAUCCCUGUGGAUCUCCUGUUCUCUAAGGGAGAUGAUGGAAGAACGCUGCUGGAGCUGCAGCUCCUGAGGGAUGGGAGCGUUGUGCAACUUGGGGAGAGCCUCACCAGCCGUGGGCUGGCAGCUGUGCUGAGACACCAGGGUGUCACCUCACGGGAGAAAGUCACAGGCAGCAGCAGUGGUGGCUCUCUGACCCGGGGGACAGUGCCUGGACCCCGCUGGCAGGACCAGAAGUUUGGGGCCCUUUGGGUGCCUGCCAGUGCUCCCAGCAGCAUGGACAGCGGUGACACCAUCACUGAGGAGGUGUGCAGGGAGGACGACGUUGGGGAUGGACAGCUCCUGGAGGUGAUGGUGGCCGGGUACCCAGUGCUGCUGGUGAGGAACAGGAGGGAAUUCCGAGCUCUGGGCAGCAAAUGUCCCCACUACGGAGCCCCGCUGAGCAAAGGGGUGUUGAGAGGGGAGAGGCUGCGCUGCCCCUGGCACGGGGCCUGCUUUAACAUCAGGACUGGGGACAUUGAGGAGUACCCUGCUCUGGACUGUCUCUCCUGCUUUAAGGUAACAGUGGAAGAUGGAAAGGUGUUCAUUACAGCAAAAAAGAAGGACCUGGAAAGCAGCCUGAGGGUGAAGGACACGAGCAGGAGGUGCCUCCUCAACAAGAACACCAUGCUGCUGCUGGGGGGAGGUGUGGCUGCCCUGGUGUGUGCAGAGACGCUUCGCCAGGAGGGGUUCACAGGCAGGAUCAUCAUGGCCACCAACGAGAAGCAUGUCCCCUAUGACAAAUCCAAGCUGAGCAAGGAAAUGAACUUGAAAGCUGAGGACGUCUACCUGAGGAAACCUGAAUUCCUCGAGGCUCGGGGCAUAGAGUUCUGGACAGAGAAAGAGGCAGUGUCCGUGGAUUUCCAGAGGCAGGAGGUUCAUUUCAUGGAUGGCUCCUCUCAGAAGUACCACCAGCUGCUGAUUGCAACAGGCAGCCACUCUGGUGUCCUCAAAGUCCCAGGUGCAGAGCUGCAGAACAUAUGCACACUCCAAACCCCUGAAGAGUCCAGCAAGAUCUUGGAGCUGGCAACUGGGAAGAACCUGGUGGUUGUGGGAGCUUCAUUCAUAGGAAUGGAGGUGGCUGCCUUCCUCUCAGACAAGGCUGGAAGCAUCUCAGUGGUGGAAAGAGAGGAGUUCCCUUUCCAGCACGCCCUGGGUCCUCAGGUUGGAGGUGUUGCCAUGAGGAUGCUGCAAAAUAAAGGGGUGAAGUUCCACAUGAAAACAGAACUGUGUGAGCUGAAAGGAAAGGAUGGAAAGGUCACAGAAGCUGUCCUUGCCAAUGGAGAGAAGCUCCCUGCAGAUGUGGUCGUGGUGGGAAUAGGCUCCAGCCCCAACUCGGCGUUCCUGGAGGGCACCUCCAUUGCCAGGGAUGACAAAGGUGCCAUCCUGGUCAAUCUGCACAUGCAGACCAACAUCCCCAAGGUCUUCGCUGCGGGGGACGUGGUCACCUUCCCAGUGGCUCUGCUGGAUGGGGACAGGUCCAGCAUCCACCACCAACAAGUGGCUGAGGCCCAUGGUCACUGUGCUGCUCUGAACAUGCUGAGGAGAGGGGAGGAGCUGCACACUGUCCCUUACUUCUGGACCACAAUGCUUGGGAAAAGCAUCCGCUAUGCAGGCUGUGGGAAGGGAUACACAGACACUGUUGUGAAGGGCAGCCUGGAGCAAGAGAAAUUCCUGAUCUUUUACAUCAGGGAUGGCCAUGUGACUGCAGCUGCCAGCCUGAACUGUGACCCCAUGGUGUCUCUGAUUGCAGAAGUUUUGUACUUGGGGAAACAAAUCUCCAAAGAAGAAGCAGAGGCCUGUGACAUUGGCAACAUCCCCUCGCUGGCACAAAGCUGAGUUUGGUGUGUGCCCCUUGCCAGGGGCUCACAACCAAGUGCCAACAGCUCCACAUCCUCCCAGCCUGGAGCAAUAAAACCAUCAGCAAAGCUGAACCCAGCACCUGCAUUCUAUGUUUGCAGACAGCCACUUGUGCUGGGCACAGCUCAGCAGAGGAGGAUGCCAUGGCCUGGGGCUGAGCUGAGGCUCAGCAGCCACCACACAGGCACAGAUGCAGCAGCAGAGCCACAGCAGCUCCUCCUGCUCCUUCCCUGUCGGCAGGGAGCUCUCAUUUAGCACACCGGUCACGCUGACCUUCUCCUUUGCAAAAACACAUUUUCCCAGCGAGGGGAGCUGUGACCGAGACGAGCUGCUCUCCCAGCAGGGAGCGGGGUGGGCUGUGUGCAGGGACUUGCACAGGAUACCCUGCCCCUAAGGACAGGGGGGUGCCACCAGCCUCCGAGCCAGCAGCACCUGCUGGCAGUGUCACUGCUGUCUGCAGUGUCACAUCAGCUGCUGCACAAGCAGCCAGACUCUGGC
Passer montanus (Eurasian tree sparrow) is the source of this 2457-nucleotide messenger RNA. Its product is annotated as apoptosis-inducing factor 3-like. Bases 337 to 1938 code for a protein of 533 amino acids. The record is from RefSeq and is a predicted model, not a curated record. Gene Ontology annotation, molecular function: 2 iron, 2 sulfur cluster binding; oxidoreductase activity, acting on NAD(P)H; flavin adenine dinucleotide binding. Gene Ontology annotation, cellular component: cytoplasm. Lineage: Eukaryota; Metazoa; Chordata; Aves; Passeriformes; Passeridae. The transcript has 20 exons.